Messenger RNA from Diaporthe amygdali, 1332 nucleotides. Its product is annotated as dna (cytosine-5-)-methyltransferase protein. The transcript has 2 exons. Gene Ontology annotation, cellular component: nucleus. The record is from RefSeq and is a predicted model, not a curated record. The coding region runs from base 1 to 1332 and encodes 443 amino acids. Lineage: Eukaryota; Fungi; Ascomycota; Sordariomycetes; Diaporthales; Diaporthaceae. Gene Ontology annotation, molecular function: methyltransferase activity.
AUGGUACCCACAUUUGUUGAUCUCUUUUGCGGAAUUGGCGGCUUCCGCAUAGGCCUUGAAGACGCUGGCUUCGAAUGUGUCUAUGCAAACGAUAUCGAUCAGAGGGCUGUCGAUGUGUACAAAAAGAAUCGACCGGCUGGUGCGAACUAUCCGGUCGAGUGCGCGGAUAUUCGGGAAAUUUUCGCCGAGAGACCAGACAAUAUUCCACACCACCAUGUUCUUGCAGCAGGAUUCCCAUGCAACCCUUUUACUCCACGAGGACGACUUCUAGGCGAGUUGGAUCCAAGAUAUGGCGACCUGGGAGGAUAUGUUGUCAAGGUGGCAGCGCUGAAACGUCCCGUCGUCGUUCUUCUCGAAAAUGUGCCGGGAUUCUUUGCUCGUGGGCGACCUUACUACGAAAGUCUGAAAGAGAAGUUUGAUCAAGCUGGCUAUAGCUGCAACUAUCACGUCUUGCAGGCCUGGGCGUUCGGUCUCCCGCAAAAUCGCAACCGCGGCUUCAUCGUUGCGAUCCGGAAGGACGUGCAUGAAACUCCUUUUGGUUUUCCUGAGAUACCUGAGGGAGAAGGGGUCACAUUACGAAACUCACUCCUCGCUGCGGAUUCAGUGGAACUGGAUUCUGUAAAGAAAUACAACGUCAAGGACUUUCAGAUGGCAUGGAAGAUGCCGUGGCUUAAUGAGUAUGCGUUGGAUCAUACAGUCGACAAGGCCGGGAAGACUCUGGCGAUGGCGACUACUGCAAGACUCAUGAAAGUUGGAGAGGAAAAGGGGAACCCCAACUGGUCAGGUUGCGCAGUGUAUCACGACCUUGGGUGCCACCCUACCGUCAAUACAGGUAUGCACGAUUCGCAAGCCUGGAUUCUCACGCCAGGCACCGCCGCCGAAGGUUCAGUGAUUCGCAAAUUACACCUACGCGAGCUGUACAGGAUCCAGGGAUUCCCAGACAGCUUCAAACUCGACCACGGCAAGAUGGCCGCACACAAGCAAAUCGGCAAUGCCGUACCGCCUGCAAUGGUCGGGUGGAUGGGCAAGAUCCUGAUGGAACGGUAUCAGCAGGCAUUUCUCAGCGACGAUCGCGCCGCCUCGAAGGAAACCGACAGCCGCGAUUCGAGCCAUGAGGAAGGAGACCCCUCAGGCUCGCCCGAGACCGCUCGGAAAGCACGGAGCAGCCGUCAAACGUGCCGGAGGAGAAGGUGCUCUUCAAGCUCAGCCGAGGCGACUUCGAAGACACGCAACAGCCGAAAUUUGAAGAAAAGAGACCGCUCCUCAGGCUCAGUCGAGGAAGCUCCAUCUAAGCGUCGGAACCGGCGGAGAACUCCGAGUCCGGACCUUUAG